Gilbertella persicaria is the source of this 1022-nucleotide messenger RNA. RefSeq names its product t-SNARE. The record is from RefSeq and is a predicted model, not a curated record. Lineage: Eukaryota; Fungi; Mucoromycota; Mucoromycetes; Mucorales; Choanephoraceae. The transcript has 6 exons. Bases 12 to 986 code for a protein of 324 amino acids. Gene Ontology annotation, biological process: intracellular protein transport; vesicle fusion; endoplasmic reticulum to Golgi vesicle-mediated transport. Gene Ontology annotation, molecular function: SNAP receptor activity; SNARE binding. Gene Ontology annotation, cellular component: Golgi membrane; endomembrane system; SNARE complex.
GUCUUUUUCACAUGUCCUUUAAAGACAGAACUCAUGAGUUUCAUGCCAUGUGUGAGCGUAUGCGCUCUCGCUCACAAACACCUACUUCUUUACUCGAGCGAAGAGCCCUUUUAUCUCCUGAAGAAACAACCGUAAAGAAAACAACGCAUACUCGCUCCGAGUUUUCUUUGAUGGCAGCAGAAAUUAGUCGACAGAUUACCAAUACAGCAGGAAAACUAGAGAAACUGACCAGAUUGGCUAAACGAAAGACACUUUUUGACGACAAGCCUGUCGAAAUUAGUGAAUUGACAUUUAUUAUUAAGCAAGAUAUUGCAAAGUUAAACAAGCAAAUUGCUAUGCUACAGGACUAUACAAAACACCAGAAACAACACUCGAAACAAGCAACCGAGCAUACAUCCAACGUCGUUGUGGCCUUACAGAGUAAAUUAGCAGACACAAGCAUGACAUUUAAAGAUGUAUUGGAAAUCAGAACAGAGAAUAUGAAAAUGUCCAAAGAUAAGCGAGAUCAAUUUUUGUUUACAGCAGCAGAACAAUCAGCAGAAGCCCAAAUGGCCAAUUCACCCUUAAUGAAGACACGUCGCCGUGGAUUAGAUACGCCUUCUGAUGUAGCAAUACAAGAACAAGAACAAGAACAAGAAUCUACAUUAUCACUUGGUAUACCCAUGAUCACACAACAACAGCAACAACAAAUGAUGGUAAUGGAACAAGAUAGAUAUAUUGACCAUCGUUCUUCUGCUAUUGAAAGUAUUGAGAGUACAAUAGCUGAAUUAGGCAGUAUUUUUCAACAAUUGGCUACCAUGGUAGCAGAACAAAGAGAGACAGUACAAAGAAUUGAUCAAAAUACAGAUGAUAUUGAAAUGAACGUAAUGGGAGCUCAAAGAGAACUAUUGAAAUACUACUCUAGUAUUAGUUCUAAUCGUUGGCUUAUUAUCAAAAUAUUUGUUACUAUUGUCUUCUUCUUUCUUGUGUUUACUUUUGUUAUGUAACACUAAGAAUAAAGUGACUAUUUUUAUGUCUUAGAC